AUGUUAAUAAAAAUGCAGUUCUCUUUUUGUCAACUUGACGCAUCCCGCGGCAUUUUAUGACUAUCUUGUCAAACUGACCUCUAACAGAAUAUAUAUAAAGCUGAAAAAGAUGAUUUCAUACAUCAUUUCUCCUUUGACGUUCCCAAAGAACACAUUGGAACGAUAUAAAUACUCAGUUUAUAAUUUUUCUUGUUAUUAAAACUUGUGGAACAAUAGACAGUUAAAAUGUUGAAGAUAUUCGGAUUCAUUUUGAUUCUAUGCGUAGCAACAACUUUGACUUUUCCUGGAAUCUUAACGAAACCAAUAGAAGACGUCAUGUUAGUAAGAUUGAAUAGAGCUGCUGAUUCUCGAACUACUUAUGGACAUGGACAUCACCAUGACAAUAGACAUCAGGAUGGUUAUCAUCAUGGACAUUAUUAUUAUCGUAGUUAUUAUCAUGGGCAUCACCAUGGGCACGAAAAUGGACAUUAUGGUGGACAUCACGGUGGUUAUGGUAAAUAAGCUGCGAACAUUUAUGUACAUAAUGUAUAAACAAGAAUGCAGCUAUAAAUAUGUUUAAUAUAAAGUAACUUGUCCAAUAUGUAAAUUUUGUUACACAGAAUAUUAUUUUCAAAUAAAACAAUAAAAUAUUUAACAAUAUAGUUACAAUUGAUUUAUAGGAAAAAAAUUCCAACUCAAUUUUUAUAAUUCCUCCUACACUAAACGACAACUAAUAUCGUCCAGAUUUAAAAUAAUCGCUAAUUUAUAAUAAUCAUUAUACUUAUUAUUGUUCAUAAUUAUCAGUAAAAUAAAAUAUAAUAUCUUUGACAUACACGAAAUAUACAAUUUAUUUAAUUUACGUGAAAUAUAUAAAAUAUGUAUAUGCAAUAAAUUUACAUGAUUAUGAAAUACACCGAUCAUAA
Messenger RNA from Vespa velutina, 902 nucleotides. Its product is annotated as zinc transporter SLC39A7-like. The record is from RefSeq and is a predicted model, not a curated record. The transcript has 2 exons. Bases 226 to 501 code for a protein of 91 amino acids. NCBI's taxonomy places the organism in Eukaryota, Metazoa, Arthropoda, Insecta, Hymenoptera, Vespidae.